This is a messenger RNA of Rhizoctonia solani, 729 nucleotides long. Its product is annotated as F-box-like protein. The record is from RefSeq and is a predicted model, not a curated record. NCBI's taxonomy places the organism in Eukaryota, Fungi, Basidiomycota, Agaricomycetes, Cantharellales, Ceratobasidiaceae. The coding region runs from base 1 to 729 and encodes 242 amino acids. The transcript has a single exon. Gene Ontology annotation, molecular function: protein binding.
AUGGUCAAUCAAACAAGCAGUAAUACGGCGAAUGCACCUAUCACUGUCCUUCCUGUCGAAAUCCUCACGCAUAUCUUUCAAUUAGCUUUGGCCGACCAGCCCUGCCCUUUCCAAACAGAAUACCACUGGAAUGACGAGGAUAAUCCAGUGCAACUCCCCAAAUACCCAGAUACAAUUGCACAGGUAUGCUCACGGUGGCGACGGAUUGCAGUUGCUUGUCCUUCCCUGUGGUCUCACAUUGACAUUGUCCUCUCAUGCCCGCUCAGCAUUGGGUUCCACGACCGUGCAAAAGUCCAUGUGACUAGAGCACAACCAUUACCAAUAGACAUCUACAUCAUUGAUCCAGGUAUUUACCGUGAAGCCAAGAAGUCAAACAACAAUAGUAGCUUCGAACUGGACUUUCCUGGUGCUGGCCCUCCGGAUGAACGUAAAGUAUGGAAUGAGUUGAUGCGCAAGAAUAAUCCCGAAAACUUUGAGUUCAUUUCCCCUGAGGUGAUGCCUCGUAUAAGAACAUUAGGACUACGCGUUCACUACCAAUGCCAUGCCAUACACUCUAGGGCCUUGGAGCAUUGCCUUACUAACUGCUUACCUGGGGGUCUCCGUGAACUCAAUAUAAAUGUGCCAUAUGGUCGAUAUUUUACUCCGAUUUUCCUUCAGCCUGAGGCCUACUCAGGCCCUCAUGGGCGAAACCGUACUGGCCCUGGCUUGCUUUAUCUGAGCGACAGUUAG